AUGUGCUUUCUAAAAUAUAAUAAACAACAUCAAAAUGCAAAUUUGGCCACGAGCAUUCCAUAUAACAACAUUAAAUAAGUAAAAACCCGCCGUGUGGAAUCUUGGGAACCCGCUAUCAAAAUUUACAAAAAAUGCGCUUGGACAUAAAUUUACUCUUCGUAUUAAAUUUCUGCUAAACCAGACAAAAAUUCAAGCUUCUUGCGGCCGUAGAAGACUAAUCAAGAAAUUGGUGUAUAUCACGUCAUUCACCGAUUUGGGCCAUAUUUACCACGCAUGUUGGAUGUCAUUACAGAACAUUACGUAGAAAUGUUCAGCCAAAUCGGAUAGCAAUUGCUACUUCUCGGUUAGGUUAGAGACGGAAUUAAAUGGUACUUGACUCGGUUGUUGGAAAUCAUAGCAGAAGUCUUUGUGUCAAAUUUCAGCGAAAUUAGAUGAACAUUGUAGGUUCUAGGGGCCCAAGAAGUCAAAUGCAGGAACCGGUUUGCAUAUAUAGUGUAAGUUUAUUGACUGAUUGGAAUCAUACUCGGCAAUGAUGCUGGAAGUUAGAACAGAAGUCCUUAUGCCAAGUUGAUAUAGGCCCCUUAAAAAGCAAUUCCCCGAUAUGGUCUUAGACCAAAGCAGCCGCAAUCAAUUCCUGAUUUGGUUGUUGUAAAAAUAUUCAGAUACGAAUUGAGUUAUUAAAGGCAUAUUCUGAGCGGAAUCCAUGGUGGUGGAUACGUAAGAUGCGGCCCGGCCGAGCUUUCUCUAACGGAAUUCAAAAUUAUUGUUCCUUUUGGAUUUACUGAGUAUUUCUACAGCGGUUCAAGGUAUUGUAAAAUAGUGAAUUUGUUUGUAACACCCAGAAGGAAAAGAGAUGGACCCAUUGAUAAGUAUACCGAUCGUCUCAGAAUCACUUUCUGAUUCGAUAUAGCUAUGUCCGUCGGUCUGUCUAUCUGUCCGUCUGUCCAUGUUAAUUUGUGUGCAAAGUUGAGGUCGCAAUUUUCAUCCGGUCGUCUUCAAAUUUGGCACGUGCAUUUUCUUCGGCCUAGAGACGAAGCCUAUUGAAAUUGGAAAAAAUCAGUUCAAAAAUCAGAUUUGGCUAUAGCUUCCAUAUAUAUGUUCGUCCGAUUUGCACUAAAAUUGCAAUAAAGUGCUCAUUUGUAAACCGAUUCCCACGAAAUUUUGCACGAGGGAUUCUCCUAUAAGCCUCAACAUUAUUGGUGAAGUUCAUAGAAAAUGGUUCAGAUUUAGAUAUAACUCCCUUAUAUGUUCGUCCGAUUUGGACUAGUAUUGCAAUAAUUUGGUCAUUUGUUAACCGAUCCACACGAAAAUUGGCGCAAAGGAUUCCCUUAUGACUCCCGGUAUUGUGAGAUAACACAACAAAAACUGAAUCUCAUAAUUGUGGCAUCACUGAUCACAUGGCAAAUGUGCGGCUGGCUACUUGCCCUUCCUACAGCCCGCUGUGUUUCCAUAUCGAAAAAUCUGGAAAAAUCUAAAAGUGGCCCCCCAUCAAGAGUUAUCGGAGCUUCUGACCAAGUGCCUAGAAGCUCCAUAUUGUAGUAACAGUUGGCUCCAAAACUUCAAAAUUCUACUUAAUAAUUUGGAAAGAUAUUUAGUAACAAUGAAUGCACAAAUCUCCGCGUUUUGUUGAAAUUGUGGCUAUGGCUAUGGCUAUAUCAUUUCAUUUGAAUACACGUCCAAUGGAAAAAUUAUUGCCCAAUUCAGGGGCAUUAUAAAUCGCGAUAACGUCGUAACUAAAAUCGACAACCUAUUCAUGCUUGUGCCCCACUAUCAUGCUAUGGAUAAUAGUUAGUUAGCGCGAAAUGCUUGUGGCGAAUUGGUUCAUUGACGUAUUAGCCAAAUUUUUCAAUUUUGAAAUUUGGGCAAUUCUGUUAGGCCUGUUGGGGGUGGUAGUGUACGGCAUUUAUCAUUUCAAAUACAAGCACAUUAUCGAAGUAACCCGAAACAUACCAUCGCCUCCAUCCUGGCCUAUUGUGGGUCAUGGUCCAUAUUUCAUGUUCAAGCAACCCCAUGAAAUGGUUCAAACUAUGGCCUACUUGGAAGAAACAUAUGCAAAGCCUAUGAAAUUUAUUAAAAUAUGGCUGGGAACCGAGUUGAAUAUAGUCACAGGCGAUCUCAAAGAUUUGGAAAUCAUUUUGGGUGGCGUUCAGCAUUUGGAAAAGGCAGGUGAAUACAAAGCUCUGGCACCCUGGCUAGGUGAAGGCUUGCUAGUCAGCCAUGGUCGUAAAUGGCACCAGAGACGUAAAAUCAUUACGCCGGCUUUUCACUUUAGUAUCCUUGGUGAUUUUGCGCACAACUUUGAGAAGGAAAGCAGAAUCCUGGUACAAAGUUUGGAUUGCGAAUAUCGAAUGCAAACGGAGGCAGGAUUUUGUCUGGGUGAUCUGGUGAAUUUGUGCACAUUGGAUGCAGUAUGUGAAUCCGCCAUGGGUGUCUCAGUAAACGCCCAAACAAAUGCCGACUCUGAAUAUGUGAGAGCCGUCAAGACUAUUGCCAUGGUGUUGCAUAAACGCAUGUUUGACAUCAUAUAUCGCUUUAAUCUCACCUAUCGCCUUACCAAGUUGGCUCGCGAGGAGAAAAAGGCCUUAGCCGUACUUCAUGGUUUUACCGAGAAGGUAAUCAUUCAGAGGCGUGAGGAGCUUUUGAAGGCACAGCAGCAAACGGAAGAUCAAUCGACGAAUGCCGAUGCAGAUGUGGGUUCAAAACGUAAAAUGGCCUUUUUGGACAUUCUUUUGCAGUCGGAAAUUGAUGGCAAACCCCUGAGUAAUUUGGAUAUACGUGAAGAAGUGGAUACGUUCAUGUUUGAAGGCCAUGACACCACCUCAUCGGCGAUAACCUUCUGCUUUUACAAUCUAGCCCUCAAUCCGGAAUGUCAACGCAAAUGUUUCGAAGAAGUCAUUCAGGUUUUGGGCAAGGAUAAAUCAAAGCCGGUGACCUUUGAGGAUCUCAAUAAUUUGCAUUACGUCGAGUUGUGCAUUAAGGAGACAUUGCGCUUGUUCCCCUCGGUUCCCUUGCUGGGCAGGAAAAUCACCGAAGAGUGCGAAAUAAAUGGUAAAAUUAUUCCCGCCGGCACCAACAUUGGCAUCUCUCCCCUGCAAUUGGGCCGCAUGGAAGAGCUUUUCCCCGAACCCAACGUCUUCAAGCCGGAACGUUUCGAGGCUGGCUUUAGCAGUGAAAAAGUGAGUCCCUAUGCCUACAUUCCCUUCUCGGCGGGUCCCCGCAAUUGCAUCGGGCAAAAGUUUGCCAUGCUGGAAAUAAAAACCGUGCUUGCCAAUGUCUUGCGCCACUAUGAGGUCGACUAUGCGGGCAACAAGGAUGAGGAGCCGCUGCUCAUAGCAGAAUUGAUCUUGAGAACCAAAGAUCCACUCAUGUUCAAAAUAAAACCCCGAGUUUAUUAAAUGCCGUUGCUUUGCAGUUUCA
Stomoxys calcitrans (stable fly) is the source of this 3417-nucleotide messenger RNA. RefSeq names its product cytochrome P450 4d1 (gene Cyp4d1). The record is from RefSeq and is a predicted model, not a curated record. Gene Ontology annotation, molecular function: iron ion binding; monooxygenase activity; heme binding. NCBI's taxonomy places the organism in Eukaryota, Metazoa, Arthropoda, Insecta, Diptera, Muscidae. The coding region runs from base 1803 to 3395 and encodes 530 amino acids. The transcript has 4 exons.